Molecule: messenger RNA, 357 nt
Organism: Lactuca virosa
Lineage: Eukaryota; Viridiplantae; Streptophyta; Magnoliopsida; Asterales; Asteraceae
Source: the annotation of a GenBank genome assembly
AUGCCUUCGAUUGGACAUGCAGAACACAUCUGGUCUCCAAACUACCGCCGUCACAUGGAUGCGAAUCAAUCCAAUGGUGUAACCAACAAAGACAUGGCCAUCAAUCUACUACAAACCCAGCUGGAAUUGUCUCUUAUAAGGGACGACUUCCAAGACCAGUUGUGUGAGCUCCGACAGGCUGUUAAUCGAGACUCAGAUGCCAUGAACCGUGAGGUCAAUGACGUUCGUGAUGGUCAGUUGGAUAUCUCUCAUCUCGUUGCUGAUCUUAAGGAUCAUUUCAUUUCUCUACAAGGAUCCUAUGUGAAGAUUGUAACAUCCCAGUUUUCAAGGCCAAAAAUUUUGUUUUUGAUUAAGUAA